Messenger RNA from Colletotrichum higginsianum IMI 349063, 1917 nucleotides. RefSeq names its product Heterokaryon incompatibility protein. The record is from RefSeq and is a predicted model, not a curated record. The transcript has a single exon. Bases 1 to 1917 code for a protein of 638 amino acids. Lineage: Eukaryota; Fungi; Ascomycota; Sordariomycetes; Glomerellales; Glomerellaceae.
AUGGUGGGAACCAACUACCAAUAUGAUAAGCUGCCUCAGGGCCGCUGGUUUCGCUUGCUGCACAUCCACCCCGGACUGGCGGAUGACCCGCUCGUAUGCGACUUGGUCACGGUCGACUUGGACAGCAGCAUUCCGUACAAAGCCUUGUCAUAUGUCUGGGGAGACCCGAACGUUCUCGCCGAAGUCACUUGCUCAGGGUCGCAGCGCCAGGUCACAGUCAAUCUAUUUGACGGACUACAGCAUUUGAGGAGCCCGGACCGAGUGGAGACGGUAUGGGCUGACGCCAUCUGCAUCAACCAAGGCGAUAACGACGAGAAAGCGCACCAAGUCAACCUCAUGGGCGUCAUCUAUGACCGCGCCGCAGAGGUCGUCGUGUGGCUAGGAAAGGACCCGGGCAAUCUCGCGGAGUCAGCUUUCGAAGGGCUGAGAACAGUCAACGCAGCGAUCCAGAACGGCACUCACAUGAUCGAAUCGGUUGUUCCGGGAGCAGCCCUCAGAAUGCCAAAGGGAGACGGAUCUCAAGAGUCCUCUUCCUUUCCCGUCCAGCAACGAAGGAGCAACUUGCGGGACAUUCUGAAGACACACUAUCUCCGAGGGAUUAAGGAGCUGUUUCAACUCGCCUGGUUCACACGCGUGUGGGUGCUUCAAGAGGUCGGGUUGGCAACCGAAGCCACGGCGUUCUGGGGAGACUCCCACGUCGGCUUCAGCGAGAUCGCCAUGUUCAUUCUCUUCUCCAUGACCGACGAGCACAUGGACUACGCUCUCGGACAGGACGUCAAAGACAUCAUUUCCGGAUCUCCGUAUUAUGCUUUCUGGAGCGUGUGGUCAACCUACAACAAAAGGGACUCUUGGGUAACGCGCUGCCCGUCACUCAAGGCGUACUCGGAAUACCAAGCGGCUGAGUGUCGGAUCGAUUUUCUCGUCGUUCUCGAGGCGUCGAGACGGUUCAACGCCACAAAUGCUUUAGACCAUGUCUUUGCGUUUCUUGGACAUCCGAAGGCGCUGGUACCUACGACCAACACGACUCUCGUUCAAGCAGACUACAAUAUCCCCCUAGAGACCCUUCACGGCGUUGUAGCCAGCCGCCUGGCCGAACAGUCUCUCAACUUCUUGGUCCAGGUCCAGAACCAGCCAGCAAACCUCAAAUCGGAUUGCACUGCUCCUUCGUGGAUCCCGGCAUGGAACGUCGACAACCCGGACUCCCCAAAUGCAUUCUGGGAAGCAUGGGACGCCAGCCUGCGCGCGACAACGCGUCCUUCAUUCGAAGCCCAAGCAGCUGGCGGCAGGCUCCAUGUCUCUGCCCUAUUGUUUGAUACGGUUGCCUGCUACAACGACAGAAUGGAGAAGUCGGCUUUUGAUCGGUCAACAUCAGGGCCUGGGCGUCUGGCCGAACAAUGCUGGGCGCUUACGGAGGAAUCUGCAAAGACAAGGCCGCAUGUGUACGGAGACGACGCGCUGUUGUCCUUUGCCCUAACUCUCAUCUGCCAUCACAGGAGCAACAAUACGGGCAGGGCGGAGCUCGAAAGCCUACUUGCAUUGUUCGUUCGAUUCUGCGCCGUUUACAAUGGUGACUUUUGGAAGUCCAAGUUGGAACAUCUCGGCAUCUCGUUCCUAAACACGCCCCCGAUGGGCGAACGGCGCAUCGUGGCCCAGUUCCAAGACUACGGGACGAACAGGAGGUUCUUUGUGAGCAGUGGCGGGUACUGGGGUCUCGGCCCUUCCCCCAUGCAAGAGGGAGAUAUAUGCGCCAUACUGUUCGGCGCAGACGUCCCUUUCAUCCUGAGACCGACGGCCGAAGAAGGUCAAUAUCGGCUUGUUGGCCAAGCCUACAUAAGCGGCGUCAUGUAUGGCGAGUUGGUCCAGAACUUGGAGAUGGGGAAAGCCAGCUACGAGAAAGAGAACAUUUGCCUGGUUUGA